Messenger RNA from Cucumis melo (muskmelon), 1011 nucleotides. Its product is annotated as mitogen-activated protein kinase kinase kinase 20-like. Lineage: Eukaryota; Viridiplantae; Streptophyta; Magnoliopsida; Cucurbitales; Cucurbitaceae. The record is from RefSeq and is a predicted model, not a curated record. Gene Ontology annotation, molecular function: ATP binding; protein kinase activity. The coding region runs from base 1 to 1011 and encodes 336 amino acids. Gene Ontology annotation, biological process: protein phosphorylation. The transcript is spliced from 2 exons.
AUGAAGAGAAAUUCAAUGUUGGAAGAAUUAGAAGUUGAGGUAGAAGAUGGCUCGUCGGAGUUCAAUAAUGGAAUUCAAUGGAAACGAGGUCGGCUCAUUGGAAAAGGAAGCUUCGGAUCAGUUUUCUUGGCUUCACUCAAACCACACAUCAGUAUUAAGUACAGCAUUUUCCCUUCCGUAAUGGCUGUUAAAUCCGCUGAAAUUUCCGUUUCCGAAACCCUACAAAAGGAAAAGCAAAAUUAUGAUAACUUGAAAGGAUGCAGUUCAUUGAUCCAAUGCUUCGGCGAAGAGAUUACUACUGACCAUAACGGUCACAUGAUUUAUAAUUUGUUGCUUGAAGUUGCUACUGGAGGAACCCUAGCUCACCAUAUUAAAAACACUGGUGGAAAGGGUUUAGAAGAAAAUGUAGUUCGGAACUACACAAAAUCAAUAAUCAAAGGAUUAAUUCACAUUCACCGAUCUCAAUACGUUCACUGUGAUUUGAAGCCUGCAAAUAUCCUAUUGAUACCGAAGAAUAAUACAACAACGAAUCGCCAGUUCAUUGCAAAGAUCGCCGAUCUAGGGUUGGCGAGAAGAACAAGCAAGACAAAGGGAAGCUAUUGUUUAGGAGGGACAUUCUCCUACAUGGCGCCAGAGACAUUGAUUGACGGCGUACAAGAAUCAACCAGUGAUAUUUGGGCACUCGGGUGUAUUGUGCUUGAAAUGCUGACCGGGAACCGCGCGUGGGCAGCCACCGACAAGGUUGGGAUUGUGAAAGAGAUGACGGAGAAUCUCCAUGGAAUGCCAAAGAUUCCAGACGGGUUAUCGGUGGAGGCAACCGGGUUCUUGAAGAAUUGUCUUGUGAGGAAGCCGGAGUUCAGGUUCACGGCGGAGAUGCUGAUGAAUGUGCCGUUCGUGGCGGCGGCUGUAGAUCAAGAACAAGAUUUUAAUACUAUGAAAGCUCCAACAUCUGUGACAAAGUGGCCUAGGCAGUUUAAGAGGCAAAGAAUAAUUCCAAUUAAAGCGGUGUGA